GAGAGAAAGAAAAACAUCAACUCUGUACCAUGAUGAUUAAGCCAUACAUGAGACAAGGUGAGGGAGACGAGCUGGUCAGCCCUCUGCAGUGGACAGAUGAAGACAUGAGCUCACCUGAUGGAGACACACCCAUGUCCUCACAUCUCUGCAGAGCAGCUGGAACAAAUGAACUGGUCAGGGAGAUGGGCAGUGAAGAUGCUGAGGAGAAUGACGAAGAGGAGGAAGAGGAGGAAGGACUGGAGGAUGACAACAAGUCCAAACGACGAGGACCUAAGAAAAAGCGCAUGACCAAAGCACGACAGGAGCGUUUCCGUGCAAGGCGCGUGAAAGCGAAUGCCAGGGAGCGCUCACGUAUGCACGGCCUGAACGACGCCCUGGAGAACCUGCGCAGCAUCAUGCCAUGCCAAUCCAAAACCCAGAAACUGUCCAAGAUUGAGACGCUACGACUGGCCCGCAACUACAUCUGUGCUUUGUCUGAGGCGCUGGAUGGAGGCUUGUCCACAGAGAGCAGGGUUUUCAUGGAGACGCUGUGUAAGGGACUCUCGCAGCCCACCAGCAACCUGGUGGCCGGCUGCCUGCAGCUGGGACCAGCUCCCAGUGUUGGGAUGAGGCCUGAGGACAGACAAAACGUUCGAGCACCACCUACUCCUCUUGGUGGCAUGGUGAGCUACUCCUCUCCAGGCUUGCCGAGUCCACCAUAUGGCACCUUUGACUCUCCACACCUGCUUCACCUGAGGACAAUUAAGGGAGCAGGAUUUGAGAACCACUCGCCACAUGAGUAUAACACUGGCGGUGUGGGGACCCCACCAUACGACGGGCCCCCGACACCACCGAUGAGCAGCAACCUGGUGCCCAAACAGGAGCCUUCACCACGUUACCCACCGCAACACCACUACUCCCCUUCUCCUGUGGACCAGGGCGUGUAUCAGACUCAGAGCAGCUAUGAUGGACACUCAGAGGGGUCGUAUGAUUCCUACCAUCCACCACACAUGCCCCCACAACAUAUAACCUCCAUCUACAGAGACUGAAGUGGAUCAGCAGAGUUGUCUCUUGGACUUAAAGACUAAAAGCACUGAUGUUUCUCAAUAGAAUACAUUUUCCUUAAAACUGAUUACCAAAAAGUCUAACAUGGCCAUUUUGACUAGAUGUCCAGUUACUGUAAUAUCAGCACUUCUGAUUUAGCUCUGGCAAUGUCACAUAUUCUACAUAAAUUAAAGUAUUUUUUAUUUAUUCCUUUAUUUAACACCGUAUAUAUGGACUCUGUAUGUCUGUUUGUUUUCUUUUGUAUAUAUUUGUGGCCUAAGCCUCUUCUUUCUUUGUUACUUAGAUGAAUGGUUUGUUUCCUGUCGUGUCUUUUAUUUUUAUUUGUUAGCUAGGUCUUACUUCAUGUUUUGCACUGAAAUCUCAGUCAGGUGUAGCUUAACAGUACGGUGUGGUACUUUAGGGGGAAAAUACACAGAUAAAACAAAGAAAAAGGAAAUAGAUGUGAAGUGAUAGACUGAGAGAUAAAGGUGAAGUAAAACAUACUCUCAGGUUAUCUAAUUUUCUAUAGAUUGCACAUAGGAUGUGAUGUAAUGUUUUUUUAUCAUUAUGAUUGUAUCAGUUUAUUUGGGAAAAGUUGAUGUUAAUUAAAAAACUAAAAAAUCAA
This is a messenger RNA of Solea senegalensis (Senegalese sole), 1648 nucleotides long. Its product is annotated as neurogenic differentiation factor 4-like. NCBI's taxonomy places the organism in Eukaryota, Metazoa, Chordata, Actinopteri, Pleuronectiformes, Soleidae. The record is from RefSeq and is a predicted model, not a curated record. Gene Ontology annotation, molecular function: protein dimerization activity. Bases 30 to 1028 code for a protein of 332 amino acids. The transcript has 2 exons.